This is a messenger RNA of Penicillium cinerascens, 471 nucleotides long. RefSeq lists its product as uncharacterized. NCBI's taxonomy places the organism in Eukaryota, Fungi, Ascomycota, Eurotiomycetes, Eurotiales, Aspergillaceae. The transcript has 3 exons. The record is from RefSeq and is a predicted model, not a curated record. Gene Ontology annotation, biological process: protein phosphorylation. Gene Ontology annotation, molecular function: ATP binding; protein kinase activity. Bases 1 to 471 code for a protein of 156 amino acids.
AUGGUGACCCAGGCCUAUCAAAAUCUCCACGAACUUGGCGUGUGCGAUCGCGGCUUCGUUCCCGCAUUUUAUGGCUACAUCGAUCGGCUUGAUCCGUCUGCUUUCGUCCCGCCACUUCACCAUUUCAGCCGAGAUAAAUUCAAGCCACGAGCCAUUCUGAUUGAAUACCUGCCUGACGCAGAAAGGCUGGAUUGUGUAAAUUAUUCCCAAGACCUCAUUCGCCAUGCGGUUCAAGGUUUACGAGAGAUCCAUACUGCCUUUGUCCACCACCGUGAUAUUUACCCGAAGAACAUGCUUGUAUCGGGUGGCAAGAUUAUAUGGGUUGAUUUUGAUGUUGCGACGACUUUCGGCAAUAUGAGCCCUAUUGAGAAAGCUUAUUGCGAAUAUGAAAUCGAACUCAUCGAGAGUUUUGGAAAACUAUUGGACGAGGACCAGAAACAAGGACUUCCUCCUAACACGAAAUAUUAUUGA